Molecule: messenger RNA, 2216 nt
Organism: Paramisgurnus dabryanus
Lineage: Eukaryota; Metazoa; Chordata; Actinopteri; Cypriniformes; Cobitidae
Gene: tgfb3
Product: transforming growth factor, beta 3
Biological process (GO): regulation of cell population proliferation; transforming growth factor beta receptor signaling pathway
Cellular component (GO): extracellular region
Molecular function (GO): cytokine activity; growth factor activity; transforming growth factor beta receptor binding
Source: RefSeq, a predicted model, not a curated record
CUGGCUGUGAGCUUUGUCGUUAGCGGGAUCGCGAAUGUGCAGACCUGACAGGAAAGUUUGUAAAAACACUUAAAAAGCGCUCGUUUCAGGGAAAAUGCAGAUUGGACAACGUGACGGUGAAAGUUUCGUUUGUUUCAAAGUUCAAAUGAUGCAGGUUUGAGGAUGUUAAGGGAUUAUUGUGGGAUGUUUAUUUGGAGUAAGGUUUCAGUAUGGACUCUCGUGGAGAAGAAAGGCUCAGCACUUGAAAGGACAACCUGGAGUUCGGUCUCAUUAUCCAUUUAAACCCGUGUAACUGAUCUGGAACUGUAUUUAGUGUGAAGUGUUGGAGAAAACAUCAUGCAUUUGGCCAGAGGACUGCUGUUUUUCCUCUUUUUUAACAAUCUGACCAUGAGCUUCUCCCUGUCAACCUGCACCACGGUGGACAUCGACCACAUCAAAAAGAAACGGGUGGAGGCUAUCAGAGGUCAGAUUCUCAGCAAACUAAGGCUGACGAGCCCACCCCAGACCAUGGCCCAUAGCAGACCCGCAGACCCUCAAGUGCUGGCCCUAUAUAACAGCACAAGGGAGCUGCUGGAGGAGUUCGGACGAGACAGACAGCAGAGCUGCGGACAGGACAACACUGAGACCGAGUAUUACGCCAAAGAAAUACACAAAUUUAACAUGAUCCAGGGAUCCCCUGAAAACAAUGACCUUCCCUACUGUCCCAAGGGGAUUACAUCAAAAGUUUUCCGCUUCAACGUCUCCAGCAUGGAGAAGAAUGCUACCAACCUGUUCCGGGCAGAAUUCCGGGCGCUGCGGGAGCCCAACUCCAGCGCCAAGAAAAAUGAACAGCGAGUUGAGCUCUAUCAGAUUAUUCAUGGUAAUGACAACAUUAAGCAGCGUUACAUUGCAGGCAGGAACGUUCUGACUAAAGGCACAUCUGAGUGGGUUUCCUUUGACGUUACUGAGACCGUACGUGAAUGGCUCAUGUACAGAGUGAAAAACCCCGGUCUGGAGAUCAGCGUUCAUUGCCCGUGUCACACAUUUAACCCCAAUGGUGACAUCCUUGGAAAUGUCAAUGAGGUGCUAGAGGUCAGAUUCAAUGGGAUCGAUAUAGACUACGAAGAACGCCGGGAAUUUGAUCCCCUUAAAAAAAGCAAAAAGGAACAACUGCUUCCUCAUCUGAUUCUGAUGAUGUUGCCUCCACACCGUCUGGACGUGAUGCCUUCAUCUAGACGACGAAAACGUGCCCUGGACACCAACUACUGCUUCUCAAACUAUGAGGAAAACUGCUGCGUUCGGUCGCUAUACAUCGACUUCCGGCAGGACUUGGGUUGGAGGUGGAUUCAUGAGCCGAAAGGUUAUUAUGCCAACUUCUGCUCGGGGCCGUGUCCGUACCUCCGCAGUGCUGACACCACAUACAGCACGGUGCUGACUCUGUACAACACGCUGAACCCCGAGGCGUCGGCUUCUCCCUGCUGUGUCCCUCAGGACCUGGAGCCCUUGACCAUCCUCUAUUACGUGGGCCGAACACCUAAAGUAGAGCAGCUCUCUAACAUGAUCGUCAAAUCCUGCAAGUGUAGCUGAGAUCUCCUGAGACCCCGGCAUCGACCCGACCCCGGCGUGGGUUUAACACUCAAGGGCGCAGGGCAAACAAACUGAAAAUACCUCCGUUCUCACCCUGAAGUGAUACAUUAGACUUCUCUCUAAGCACUACCUGUCCACAGUAAAGAUGACUUUAGUUUGAGGUCUGAAGUGACUUUGAUUUUUCAGCAUUUUAAUCAGACUCUGGGCAUUUCUAACAUUGACUAACAGCACAAAUCUUCAGAAGACAUCAGCUGAGCUCAGAGAAGAUUCUGCCCACAGUAAACUGACUAAAGGCUGAUGAGAAGCCAUACCAUGUGUUUUUGUAUAAAAAUGUUUCCGUGUAAUUCAUUUGUUGUGCACGUUGUUCAGCCGGAGCGAACGCUUCGGUGUUUGUAUCACAAUAAUCGAGACACUGUUUGUCUAACACAACGUUACAGAUCAUUUUAAUACAGACAUGCUGGAAAGAAAUCGAUGACUCGGUUAUGUUUACCUCUGUUUCACAGCAGAAGUUUUAGGAAUUUUUAGUUCUUCAAAAGAAGCCGACAUUUGUUGAAAAUGAUGUAUGAUGAUAGAUCACAAACUGCUAAUGUUUUUACUGCUAUUACUCUUGAAAACACUUUUUUAUUAAAACAUAGUCUUUGACAAAAUAA